AUGAGAAGUAUCUAAUAAGGAAAUGUAGGGCAAGCACCGAUAGGAAUUAAAGUAAAGUUUGAAUCUCACAAUCUUAGUAAAUUGAUACUCAAGUUUAAAAAGUAAAAUCAGAGCUUAAAGUUGAACACUCACAAGCGUUAGAGCGAACCAUGAAAGAGUCAAAAAUUAAUAAAGAGACUGCUUAAGCGUUAAGCCUAAAGGUAGAAAAGCUUUAGGAAGAAAAGGAAAAAUAUAAAAAAUAAGCAGAUGAAAUUUUAAAAAGGACUGAAGGGCCAGCUAUCAAUAGAUCAUCCAUUCACAGCACUAAAUCAUUAAAAAUUGAUAAUGACAAACUAAGUCUAGAUUAAAAGAAAUAACGAGAANGA
Paramecium sonneborni is the source of this 365-nucleotide messenger RNA. NCBI's taxonomy places the organism in Eukaryota, Ciliophora, Oligohymenophorea, Peniculida, Parameciidae. The record is from the annotation of a GenBank genome assembly.